GGCAAAGUAUAUAUUUUCAACUUGUGAUCUUUAAGCGAAGCAAUAAUGGUUACGAAAGUAAUUAAAGGCUUUAAGCGCGAGAUCAGGCCCUGUAUUCUAAAGGUAAUGCCGUACUGCGUUAUGUCGUACUACUUCAUGGAGGUGCUCUACUCACUGGUCAACGGUCAUCUUGUGGGCAGAGAACGGGCAAUUGUCAUGGACGUCACCGAUGUGUUUGGGUACAUCUAUACGUGCUUCGAUGUCCUGCUGACCAUUGUGGCCAUCUUCCUCAUCCUCGCCACACGAAAGGAGGCCAGCGGAGUGACACUUUUGCUCAUCGGCAGAGUUAUCCACCGACUGUUCUUCUCGAUAUGGACCGUGUUCUUCUAUUUCCUCUUCAACGACAGCCUGGAUGUGGGCUCCCUACUAAUGCUGAUGGCCGCCAAAAUCAAACUGAGAGAUGAAAAGGAAUGGUCUCAUACUGAGAGGUCAAAGUAUCAACUAUUAUUGCUGGGGGGAAGGCUUUGUCUGUGCAGUUUGUUUAUAAUGUGGAUGGACGAGAACGUGGAGACCAUGUUCAGCAUUGUGUCAAUGGUUCUUCUGCUUUUCAUAAGCGUGGGCUUUCACUGCAAACUGUCCGCCUAUCUGACCGUAGUCGCCCUGUUAUAUCACGAUGUUUUCAGCAACCAUUGGAGCAUGUUGUGGGGCUGGAACGAUAGGCUGCUUUCGAUGCAGUACUUCUCCCUAUUGUUCUGCAAAAUCGGUGGUGUUCUGAUGCUUUCUGAGCUGGGCGGAGGCAAGUGGUCCAUCGAUGGAUUCAGGAACAGAAAUGGCGAAAAGUGGGAUAAGAAGGGCAACUACCGAAUUGUCAAGGGCCAGGCGCCGGCCUAG
Messenger RNA from Drosophila rhopaloa, 870 nucleotides. RefSeq lists its product as uncharacterized. The transcript is spliced from 2 exons. The record is from RefSeq and is a predicted model, not a curated record. Lineage: Eukaryota; Metazoa; Arthropoda; Insecta; Diptera; Drosophilidae. Bases 46 to 870 code for a protein of 274 amino acids. Gene Ontology annotation, cellular component: membrane.